AGCGCGAGCGGAAUUCGCAUAACAUCUCCUCUAAUCGCCUGUGAUUUUCGAUCGAAGCAUCAAACUCGCAAGGUGAUUUCGUUGUGGACACAGCAAUGAAGUUCAAACUUCCACUGCUCGGAUUAUGCGUAAUUUUUUUCCUUCUGUCGCUUGUUGUCGGUAGAUCUGCCGGCGGGGUUGCUAAUUCUUGCAAGAAAGGAAAAUUUUUCGACCGGUCGAGGCAACAGUAUCUUCCUUGUCAUGAAUGCAAAUCCGAAAUACAGGAAUGCCUUACAUGUUGUCAAAUCGGAGGCCGAAACUCAAGAUGAUGGAAGAAACGCAAAGAACUUGAACUCAUCGACUUCUCAUCACCGAGCGAAAGACGCCCCUGGCGCGAAGAAGGAGGCACCCCGCCCUGCCAAAAUCGAGUCAUCUCUGCCAAAAGUACUCGUGGCUUCUACCGCCAGCGUGUUCUUUGUUGCUUCCUUGAUCGUUCUCUUACUUGUAGUCAUUAGAAGUUCUUCUGGGCCCAGUGAAGAGACGAACGAGGAUGCGAGCAGAUCCCAGCGCUCUGAAGUGGUGACAGAAGUCACGAUGAUGGAGCUUAAAGAUGAGAUAAACAACAGUAGCACUCUGAGCGAUGGUAACGUUCACACAUAGAUAUCACAAACACUUGUGAAUCCAUCCUGACCAGCUAAGAUGUCGAUUUUUUUUGUACGUCUUCCAUUAAGCUAAACAGACGCUUUUUAUACCGAAAGCAACUUUGCGCUAACCUCUUCAUCUCAGACUGAGAGUCUUUAACAGCCGUUGUUUGGUUAGACUUCGAGUAGUCCCUCUUUCUCUUAGACCGUCGAGUGAGAUCGUGAAGAGACCGCGAGGAAAAAAAAAAAAUGAAAUCCUGGGGGCGAGAAGCGCGCCCUUAGUCAGUUUCGCGUGGCCAUUUUUUUCUCGCGGUUUUCUUUCGCGUCACAAACGACGAACUUAACGGAAGAGGAACUUCUCGUAGUCUAUUGUUUGGUAAGUCCGCGAGGAAUCGAAUAAUGCGGUUCAUUCUAGUCGCUAGGCGCUUGCUUAUUCUUGAAGUACCCGUGAGAAUAUUUGGGAACGGGUUGCGUGUUGGCGAAUCCCUGGGUACUAGUCGCUGAUCUAUGAGAGCUAAGACGCUUUGGGAAGGUGAAGGGUCUAAGUUUUUCUAUCUUUCUUUAUACCACGAUCAAAGAUUGUCUUCUUUUGAGUAUAAACGGGUUUUUUUUAUUUCCAUAAUGAAUCGUAAUUUAUUGAACUAUUAUCCUGAUUAUUUAUAUAAACUGCUACAAGUCUAUAAUAUAAUUUAUUUAACGUUGUAAAAAAAGAGUAAAAAAUACGAGGAAUAAAAAGUGUAAUUCAGAUGUAAUACGGUGCUCCGGAUUUCCAGCGGAAAAUAUUUUAUGCGAAAACUAUGAAAAACCUUGAAAAUAAAAUAAAAUACAGUUGUGUGACCAAUAAUUUCUUUGUAGCAACAAGAUUUCCUUGUAAUUUGUAUCGAGGUUCAAUUCAUUAUAAUAUAUAAAAGGUCCUCGCCUUUUUCUCUACUCAUUGUUCUUCGAGCUAAUACCGUUCUUCGUACUUCUCUCCAAACUUCAUCUAGUCAGAAGGUACAGUUAGAAAGCUAAAUUAAAUACCUGAAAAUGAAGCGAACAACGCAUGCGCAAUUAUGAUGAGACGGAUCAACCAUUUACAUCAGUUCGCAUGACGGAGCGCUCUCACCCCAAUUUCCUGGCGCGCUAAGUAGAGAAUGCAAAUCCGGAAGACAGGAAUGCUUUACAUGCUGUCAAUCGGAGGCCGAAACUCAAGGUAAAAUGUUCGUUGGUUUAAGGCUUAGCGUAUUUAAUUAGGACAUAAAUUUUAGUUAAUUCCCAUCGAAGGGCAUGCAACAGUUUAACAACAUAUAUUUUUAAGGUUGUGUUAGGAAGUGGGAUGUCAUAUCACGACUCUUUUUUUUAGAAAUAUUAGUCUGUAAUGGUAGUAGCUCACCUAAAUAGUUAGAAUGUAUUUUACUUCCUCUCCAAAAAUGAACAAGGAAACUAGACAUAAAUUUUGACAAAUUUCUCAGUGGUUGAUCGUCAUUUGUGGCUCUCGACUAGGAUUGGGAUACCAGGCAUCGCUUUCUCGAAAUAAAUGCUUAUUUGUGAUUUCGUGUUUUGAUGCAUAAUGCAAGUCACAACUCUACUAUUAUGAUGAGACUCUACAGUUAUGACAGGGCGGAAAAAGGCACGUAUAAGCGCCCUGGUUAUGAUGAGACGGGUCAACAUUUACAUCAGCGCGCAUGACGGAGCGCUCACACCGCAAUAUCCUGGCGCGCUAAGUAGAGUUAAAAUCCGCCCAAGUUUCCGUGCCCCAUACCUUUGACCAAAUGAAAUUCUUAAACAAGGUGUAGAGCCCGAGAAAAGAAAAUCCAGCAAAUCCUACGGCACGUAUAUACCUCGUUUAAUCUUUCUAGUUCAAUUGUUAUUCAAUUGUUUGUUAAUUAUACAUUUGUUGGGCCCAUCGAGGCAGCAUCUGACUCAUUUGGGUAAAAUAGUUAUUUCUGUUGUAACCAUUAGUUUGUUAUCACGCAACGCUUCUUGAGUGACAUUGCGUGAUGAACCAAAUGAUGGAAAAUUGAGAUAAGGGUCAAGAAUGUUUUAUCACGACCUCGACGAUAUGAAAGAAGAUAUGUGUAAAGACGUAUCUAACGGUUGUAAUGUCUCGACUAAGACUAAUAAAUUGUGAUUGGUUAAAUAGCAAAAGGGGGGCUCCCCGAUUAUUAAAUCAUAGUAAAUAAAUACUUUACAACAUCUCGCUAUACUUAGACGAAGUCCACAGUUCACUGAUAGCAAAACUGCUUCACUUGCGAAACGAAUAAGGAAAUGUUGUAUUGUUGUGAGAGAAUGAAUUUCUCAUUAGGGUCGCUCGGUUUCUUUGCCUUUGUUUUCUUGUCAUUUAUUCAAGGAGGAAAUCUGCGGCCUCCUCUAUGCAAAGAUGGCAAGUUCUAUGAAGACAGCGUGUUUGACUAUUUUAACUGCUCGCUUUGUCUUGAGCAACCCCACUACAGCAACUGUAAUUUCUGUUGUUCGGCAACGGUAAAUUCAACAACUCCCUUGUCUGCUAAGACGGCCAAACCCACGCUUUUGAAAAACAGUCCGCCACCAAGUACCACAGGGUCAGACAUCGUUGGAAGCUUUCCAAAUCAAGUGGCUACAGAGAUGAAAAUCUUCAUUAUCUUCAGCUUCAUUUUAGUCGGAUUCGUGACAGUGCUUGCAAUAGCUGCCUCGUUGGCGUUUGCAAUCAAGUGCUACAGGAAAAAGAAGAAGUGGAAACUAAGGUCGUCAAGUGUCAAACUUGGAAUGCAGGAGACCCAGCUUAGCACAUCAUCACCUAUGGUGAUGGGUCAUCCACUUGGCGAGCCUGUGCCCCAGAGUCUAGAAAUCAGUAAGGAUAGAGAAUAAGUUUGAUGAAAAACAAGUUCUGACGUGAAAUCGGAAGAAGUAAAAUAUUUUCCUGCGAAGAUUUCUACAGUUCAUUUCCUCGGGAUUUAACUGAUCCCAAAAAGACGUGGGAGAUUAGAACGUAGAACUUGACGAAGGCUUUUAGUUAUGAAAAUGAGGUUAACUUGACGACAGCUUUUAUAGCAGUAGGGAAAUAAUUUAUUUAGCAGUCUGAUGAUCGCUUCAAGUGUGAAACUCGGGUAACUGUAGUUUCUCUUUUUAAUUUGUACUUUGCUAUGCAUGUAUUUGUAUCAAGCUCUUCUGCGAUUGUGUGAAACCACUUCUAUUUUUCCUUGUUUAUUUAGCUUCUUUCUAUAUAUAUGUACUUGUUGCUCGUGUUAUUUGUACACGUCUUUGCGCAAUCCAGAAAUAGAGUAUUCAUCACUGGUCAGUCCAGCUCAAUCUGUGUCCAGUUACCAAAAAAAAUGAAAAAAGCGUAUAAAAGCUGGACAAA
Messenger RNA from Orbicella faveolata, 3939 nucleotides. RefSeq lists its product as uncharacterized. The record is from RefSeq and is a predicted model, not a curated record. NCBI's taxonomy places the organism in Eukaryota, Metazoa, Cnidaria, Anthozoa, Scleractinia, Merulinidae.